CAUUUACGUUGAACUGGUUUACAUGCUGAUAGACUAAUUGAGCCUCGUUUAUUGCGCAGAAACACUGAUGAACGGAUUCCCUGAACCGUUGCUUCGGUGUCCGGGGCUUUCGUUUGCCCCGUCCGCUUCUGUGCUUCGACUGCGUGACAGGUUCCCCUUCGAGCUUUCCCCUUACUUCCCUCUUCUCUCUAAGAGAAAAGCAUCACAAGUCUCGCGCCCUCACCCUUUACCCUUUAUUUAACCGACUCCCUUGACUUUGAGGGCGUUGUAUAGCACACCUUUGUCCUCUUAACCGGAGGGAGAAAUUAGGAGCUAGUAACCUUUAGCUGGAACUUUACAACGAGAUUUGUUGACGUUAUUCCCUCCUCACAUCCCCUUCCCACUUCUACCCCCCCUCCCCCCGACCCGGUGUUUCUGGCAUUCCAUAGGUUGAAAAAAAAUCCAACCGCCGAAUGGUCCAGGGAUAACGACGCGGUGCUGAAUCUAUAUCCAAGUUCUGAGGAUCCAUACGCUUGAAAUAGGAGGAAAAAUAGAGGAAGAGAAGACUAGACGAAGAGCAGCUCAAGCUCUAGACCUGCUCUCCAUGUCUCCUCCAACCCCACUGCGUAUUGUUCCUCCCUCUCCCCUAGCUUCACAAGCCGCAGGUUACGUCCCCAAUACCUCCCACACACCUCUUUCAUCGACGUCGCAAGCUCUGCCCACCACAGCAAUGUCAUAUGCCAUGGUGGCUAAGUGCAACAAUGCACCUACUUUUCCCUCGGGAGUUUUCCAGCCUCCCUUAUCACGGACCCCGCAGCAGGCAUCGCUGCCACACAAUGCUCAACAACACCGCCAACAGCAAGGCAUCGCAAUGCAUCCACCUCAACCUUUUCGUCCGAAUCCCCUCCAGCCCCCCUUCAGCCCUUCGAGUCAACUGACGCCAGGAGCCAGCUCCUCCUCCCCAAAACCCUGGCAGCCGGAUGUUUAUACUCUCCCCUUCAUACCGCAUUAUCUGCAGGCGAUCAAUACACUCCCUGCUGUGCUUGUCGCCUCUCUGCCGGCACCUUCCAUUCCUUACCACUCUUUCAUAUCUUCAUUUUGCGGUUCAACAUUUCUAAGGCCUCUGCCGCCCGCUCCUGCUGUUCCUCCAGUGCCGAGCGCGUCCGUACCGGUACCAUCGUCGGACCUCACGCCAACAAUAUAUUCUAAGUACUUUUUCAAUCUUCUAUCCCACGAGCUUUCAGCGCAACACACGGAAUUUCGGAAAUACGACCUUUUUAAUGUCCCGAUUUAUGUCCAGGAACCAUCUCAGAGCCUUUAUAGGCUUGACGUCCCAGGCAUCCGAGAAGAUAAUCCUCCAGUACUGCUAGGGGAUGUAGUAAAGCUUAGACAAGUCAGACAACCAGGCUACAUGGGGAUGGGAGGUACCUUCACUGGAUAUCAAUACGAUGCCUGCGUUUAUGGUAUGGAUAAAACUGUCGGGUACAUUGUUCUUAGGGUGGAUCAUUUGGUGCUUGAAUCAGGACGCUUUAAUGUUUGUUUCGUUGUCCAGGAAAAGCAAUGGACUGGGGCUACCAGAGCUAUUGAGGACCUGGGAGCAGAGCUCAGGGGAACUGGCUCCAGAGAGGUGGCCGAGGGCGCUAAGGGUAACGGAGUCGAGGCAAAUAACAGACCCGGGGUAUUUGUAAGACGAAUGUUAUUCCCCGGGAAGGAAGACGGGAUCUGGCAGACGACGCUUAGUAGGGGAGUAUUUAAACGGCGGUGGUUCGAUAGGGAAUUGAAUUAUGAGCAACAGAAAGCAGUCGAUACCAUUCUUCAGCAAAACUACGGAAACGUUCCAUACCUGAUCUCAGGGCCUCCAGGAACAGGGAAAACGAAGACUAUUGUGGAAGUGGCAUUGCAACUCAUCUUCACACCCUCCAAUCCAAAGCAUCACAUUCUCCUCUGUGCGCCAUCACAGGAGGCUGCAGAUACUCUUGCCUUGCGUUUGGUUCCGUAUCUGAACCCUAGGGUUUUGUUUCGUCUUCAGUCGAGUACCAGAACCUUUCCCGAGGUGCCUUCUGAAUUGUUGCCUUAUUCUCACAUAGCGAAUGAUAUGUUCUCACUGCCGGAAUGGAAAAAGCUGAUGGGGUUUAGAGUGGUUGUCUGUUCCACAAGAGAUGCAGAGAUAUUAGUAGAGGCUAGGUGUACUAACAAGGAUUUAGCAAGGUGGGAGAAGAGUGUUUUUGAUUCGUUGAGGGGAAUUGGAGAUGAGAGCGAUGGCAAUGACCCAACGGCCAGUGGAGUGGUGGAGAAAGGGCAGAUCGUAAAUGUUCACUGGACAGCCCUGCUACUGGAUGAAGCGGCGCAAGGUAUCGAACCGGAAGUCGCAGUUGCAGUUUCUGUUGUAGUACCCCCGGAGGAAGCUAGCGUUGAUAGGCCAAUUUUUGUCAUGGCGGGUGAUCAGAGGCAGUUGGGACCAAGAACUGUCAGCAGGGUACCACAGCUUGAUAUGAGUCUGUUUGAGAGGCUUUUUUUACGAGAGCUUUACAGCCAGCAUCCGUUGGCUAGGCAAAGCUUUACGCAUGCUUACAAGCAGAGCCCUCGGGUAUGGAGUGCGGAGAGAAUUCUAGAGAGGAAGAAGGCAUUACUGCCGUAUCUCCGCCCGCCGUUUACGAAUUUAAUUCGGAAUUACCGCUCUCAUCCAGCAAUUCUGGCUGUACCAAGCGCUCUCUUCUACAAUGACACUCUGGUCCCUGAGGCGUCAAAUACGAAUUAUCUAGAGGGGUGGUCUGGAUGGAAGGGUAGGAGAGGGAUCCCCGUGAAAUUCUGUCUUAAUGGAGGGAUGGAUGAAUGGCAUGAAGAGGGGGUCUCGUUUUACAACCUCCGCGAGAUAAAAAUUGCCUGCAAUAUCGCGAAAAAUCUUGUUUCGUCUGGACUCAUUGCACCCCAUGAAAUUUCUAUCAUGGCACAAUUCAGAGAGCAAAUUCGGCGUCUAAGAAGAGCGCUUCGGUCGCCAGAUUACAAUCUUCGGGACGUGAAUGUCGGCCCUAUUGAGAGCUAUCAAGGUAGCGAACAUAGGUUUGUUAUAGUUUGCACUACUAGGUCUCGUGAACGAUUUCUAGAGGGAGACCUUGAAAGGGGUCUAGGCGUAAUAUUUGAAAACAGAAGAGUCUGUGUAGCUAUGACGCGGGCGAAACAAGGAUUGAUCGUCAUUGGGAAUCCCUGGAUCUUGGGAAGAGAUCCUAUCUGGAGAGCCUGGAUGGGGUUCUGCUGGCGUCACAAUUCUGUGGAGAAGGACUUUUUCGAAGAGGAAGAGGAAGAUAAGGCUUUCGAUCCCCAAGCGAACGAGAAGGACGUGAUGCUUGGGGACGAGGACUCUCAACCCAACAGGGAAAAUCCACCACUCCCUAAUGGCCACUCAAAUCACACCAGUGGAAAGUUGCCAGCGAUAACGGAGCUGAAAGUCAACAAUUGGCAGCCGCCUGAGGAUGAAAGAGAGACGCCGCAGUAUAUCAGUCGUUUGGAGACCGCUUUGGUGUAUAGAUCCAGAGUAAAUAAUGGCUAUACUGGCGCGCUUGGGGCUGUUCAUGGUGGUUUUGAUGAGGAUGAUCCAAUGUGGACCGCAGGAAUUGUGGCAGAGGAAGCCGUUAGAGGGGGUAUCGGAAAUAGGGAUCUCCUGGAACCAACAGCAGGAACCGGUAUGCCAUGGCCGCACCUCCUAGACAACACCCACUCUGUAGACGGGAGCUUGCAGGGCUUGACUAGGAGGGAUUCUAGCGAAGAAGAGGGAGUGGAUGGUGAGGGGGCCGGGGCGGAUGCGGAUAAGCAGGCGGAGCCUGCGGCAAGGAUAGGGAAGAAUAAAAAGGGCUUCAGUGAAGUCAAGGCCACGGAAACGACGCAGACGUCGCUGUUUUUGGCGGGGCCGGGGAAACUGUGGGGGUGAGUGAGGUGGUGACUAGACAUCCCCGAUGCCGGGCCUCUUGCUUUUUGGGGGGCUGUCCGUCCCGGGUGGUUUCGUUUCGUUUCGUCUUGUUUCUUCCCUCCAGCUCCGGAUAGCUUUCAGCACCUUAUCCUUUUUCCCCUUUCCUUUUUCUUUCUUUUCUUUCCCGCUCUUUCGCCUUUUGUUUCCUUUUUUUUUUUUUUUCAUUUAUUCCUCUUGGCUAACUUUUGUAUCACGGUUACGUUAUGUCUAGACGUUGCAUGGGUUCUCACUCGUGAAUUUUUAUUGUUAUACUGUUGAGCUAUGUCUUGCUUAAGGUUACCUACCUUUAAUGUAUUUCUUUCCCCA
Molecule: messenger RNA, 4249 nt
Organism: Tuber melanosporum (Perigord truffle)
Lineage: Eukaryota; Fungi; Ascomycota; Pezizomycetes; Pezizales; Tuberaceae
Exons: 6
Coding region: 584-3904 (1106 amino acids)
Biological process (GO): regulatory ncRNA-mediated post-transcriptional gene silencing
Cellular component (GO): P granule; cytosol
Molecular function (GO): helicase activity
Source: RefSeq, a predicted model, not a curated record